AUGUUGAAAUUUGCAAGUCAACAAUUUUCUAGAGCUUAUUCUAGUAAAAUAGGUCGAUAUGCUGCAACCGCAUCUGGGAAAUUGGCACAGUCUCGUUUAUCGAAUAUACCAACUCCAAAAGUGCUCAAGAAAUUCCUUGAUGAAUACAUUAUUGGUCAAGAUAUUGGCAAGAAGGUCUUAAGUGUAGCGGUAUAUAACCACUAUUUGAGAAUCAAUGAUAAACAAAAGAAAAGGGAAUUACAAAAACAGAGAGAGUUAAUAGAACAGGAAAGAAUCACAAAUGAUAAGGAUGAACCAAUUUUCAAUGGCAACAGCGAAUCAAAAGCUGGUUGGAGAAAUCUUCAAAGGCAGUUUAAUUCCGCAGGCAAAGAUGUAGAUGAGGAUUUAGAGUUAAGCAAAAGUAAUGUCCUUGUAGUUGGUCCUUCAGGAUCUGGUAAGACUUUACUGGCAACAACAUUGGCAAAAAUAUUAAACGUUCCCAUAGCAAUCACUGACUGUACACAAUUGACUCAAGCAGGUUAUAUUGGUGAAGACGUUGAAGUAUGUAUUGAGAGGUUACUUGUAAAUGCUGAAUUUGAUGUCGCGAGAGCAGAAAAAGGUAUUAUUGUUCUUGAUGAAAUCGACAAGUUGGCUAAGCCAGCUGCAAGUAUCGGCACUAAAGACGUAUCUGGAGAAGGUGUUCAACAGUCAUUGUUGAAAAUCAUUGAAGGUCAUAAAGUAGAAGUUACUGUUAAAAGGCCUGUUAAACAUGACAUUGACGGGCAAAAAAAUCAAACUACAACAAAAAAGGAUGAAGUAUUCGUUGUAGACACAUCAAAUAUUCUAUUCAUGAUCAUGGGAGCCUUUGUUGGCCUAGAUAAGCAUAUCGUUAAAAGGAUAGAAGAUAUGAAGAAACUAAACAAAACCACAGAGUCUGCUGAACUACUUAAUAACAAAGAACUUGAAAAUGAAAGAGUGAAGAAGUUUAGAUUUAGUAAUACGCUUGAACAAAUUGAGCUAGAUAAUGGGAAAAAAGUUUGCGCUUUAGAUUUGACCACUCCGACAGAUUUAGUCAGCUUUGGACUGAUUCCUGAAUUGAUCGGAAGAGUCCCCAUCAUAACUGCUCUACAACCCCUACAACGAGAUGAUUUAUUCCAUAUAUUGAAAGAACCUAAAAAUGCCUUGUUAGACCAAUAUGAGUAUAUUUUUAAACAAUUUGGAGUAAGACUGUGUGUUACGCAGAAGGCGCUAAAAAAAGUUGCCCAGUUUGCUCUUAAAGAAGGAACCGGGGCCAGAGGUUUGAGAGGAAUAAUGGAAAGGCUACUUCUGAACGUUAAUUAUGACUGUCCCGGUUCUGACAUUGCUUAUGUCUUAGUAGAUGAAGCAACUGUGGACUCGUUACAAGAGACAGAGCAUUCUUUGGCUUCCCAUGUGAAUGUAAAAUAUUACUCUGGCGAUCAAAAGGAUAAUCUGAUCCACGACGUUUCUGAGGAGGAUAACAAGUUAGGAGCUUUGCUAGAUAAAUAA
Saccharomyces mikatae IFO 1815 is the source of this 1506-nucleotide messenger RNA. RefSeq names its product Mcx1p (gene MCX1). Lineage: Eukaryota; Fungi; Ascomycota; Saccharomycetes; Saccharomycetales; Saccharomycetaceae. Gene Ontology annotation, cellular component: mitochondrial matrix. Bases 1 to 1506 code for a protein of 501 amino acids. Gene Ontology annotation, biological process: protein catabolic process; proteolysis. The transcript has a single exon. Gene Ontology annotation, molecular function: ATP binding; ATP hydrolysis activity. The record is from RefSeq and is a predicted model, not a curated record.